Molecule: messenger RNA, 1831 nt
Organism: Tachysurus fulvidraco (yellow catfish)
Lineage: Eukaryota; Metazoa; Chordata; Actinopteri; Siluriformes; Bagridae
Gene: pax8
Product: paired box 8
Exons: 12
Coding region: 255-1637 (460 amino acids)
Biological process (GO): regulation of transcription by RNA polymerase II; anatomical structure development
Molecular function (GO): DNA-binding transcription factor activity, RNA polymerase II-specific; RNA polymerase II cis-regulatory region sequence-specific DNA binding
Source: RefSeq, a predicted model, not a curated record
CAUCUGUGCUCUUGUUUCGAGAAGCUCAAAUAUUUCAUACACUAUUUCUCAAACUGUCUUGAGGACAUAUAUAGAGAUUUGUUUUUAACGCGCGUCGUCUGUCCUGGAUCAAUACGCACAAGUCUCCAGGACGCAGAAGAGCAUUUAAAGGAGCGUUUCCAUUCCAGGCGAAGCCUCAUAUGGACUAAAAGCAACCAAAUUAAAGUGACACUCCGACUUUUACCCCAGGACUAAGCGGCCCACAGCACUGCACAAUGUCCAACACAACCGGCAGAGGUCAUGGGGGUCUUAAUCAACUAGGCGGCAUGUUUGUAAAUGGACGCCCGCUCCCGGAGGUCAUCCGGCAGCGCAUUGUGGACAUGGCUCACCAGGGUGUUCGGCCCUGCGACAUCUCCCGUCAGCUGCGGGUCAGCCAUGGCUGCGUCAGCAAGAUCCUGGGCAGAUACUAUGAGACAGGAAGCAUAAAACCUGGAGUGAUCGGUGGCUCGAAGCCAAAGGUGGCUACGCCAAAAGUGGUGGACAAGAUAGCAGAGUACAAGCGGCAAAAUCCCACCAUGUUCGCCUGGGAGAUCAGAGACAGGCUCCUGGCCGAGGGAGUUUGUGACAGCGACACGGUUCCCAGCGUCAGUUCCAUAAACAGGAUCAUCCGGACGAAGGUGCAACAGCCAUUUAACGUGCCCUUGGAAAGCAAAAGCCUCAGUCCAGGUCAUACAUUAAUUCCAAGUUCAGCCGUCACCCCUCCCGAGUCACCUCAGUCUGACUCUCUGGGUUCCACCUACUCCAUUAGUGGCCUGCUGGGUAUUCCACAGGCAAGUUCAGACGGCAAGAGGAGUCAUGACGACAGUGACCAGGAGAGCUGUCGACACAGCGUAGACUCUCAGGGAAGUGGAGGUGGACCAAGGAAACAGCUGAGGCCUGAACAUUUCUCAUCACAACACCUGGACUGCGGCUUCGAGCGGCACCACUACGCCUCCGACACGUUCGGUUCCACCAACGCUGGCAAGACUGAGCAGCCACUCUAUCCCCUCUCUCUCCUCAACGGAAGUCUAGAGGAAGGCAAGAGCAGCCUCGCAACAUCCAGCACCGCCAUUGGCCGAAACCUAGCAGCGCACCAGGGCUACGCAGUCGUGACAGAUGCCCUACAGCCCCUACCCAUCUGCCUGAAACAGGAAAUGUCACCAGACGGGGCCAGCUCAAGUCCUUCGCCCAACAUUAUAGCCAACUCUGCCUUCUUGGAAAUGGGCGCCAUUUCAGCCCCGUCGCCAGCGUCCGUGGGUAACGGUGGCAGCAGCUCCAUGCAUUUCUCUCAUUCCUUCAACACAUUUCCUCAUCAUGCACCAAUGUACAGCCAGUUCAGCAGCCAGUCUCUCAUCACAGGCCGAGACAUGGUGAGCUCCACACUUCCUGGAUAUCCUCCACACAUUCCAUCAGCCGGACAGACGAGUUACUCGUCCUCGGCCAUCACAGGAAUGGUAGCAGGUGCUGAGUACUCAGGCCAGACUUACACACACUCACCAUACACAUCUUACAGCGACGCAUGGAGAUUCACCAACUCCAGCAUACUAGGCUCUCCAUACUACUACAGCUCCGCCUCCCGCACGGCUCCACCCACCACCACUGCGUACGAUCACCUUUAGCAGCAGACGUUCGAUUACUGAAUAAGGAGCAAUAUUCAUCCUAGUGCACAUGGUUUUGUGAUGGUGUAUUCUACAAAGGGCCCUCAUGCUGGGACACUCUUGAGUAACCUAAGAAGGAGAGAGAGAGAGAGAGAGAGAGAGAGAGAGAGAGAGAGAGAGAGAGAGAGAGAGAGAGAGAGAGAGAGAGAGAGGGG